This is a messenger RNA of Nanorana parkeri, 3371 nucleotides long. RefSeq names its product protein kinase N2 (gene PKN2). Bases 255 to 3239 code for a protein of 994 amino acids. Gene Ontology annotation, biological process: signal transduction; protein phosphorylation. Lineage: Eukaryota; Metazoa; Chordata; Amphibia; Anura; Dicroglossidae. The record is from RefSeq and is a predicted model, not a curated record. The transcript has 22 exons. Gene Ontology annotation, molecular function: protein serine/threonine kinase activity; ATP binding; small GTPase binding.
CUGUCCGGGGAUCAUGUGACGGCCGCAAAGCGUCGUCCGGCGCGACAGCGUGACACGCAAAGGGUGCGACAGGCGCGGCGUACGGGCGGUGAGAGGGGUCUGGCUGGUUGGGGCAGGGUGAGGAGGAGUAGGCGGUGCUGCCAUUCCCUGGUUUCCUGUCUCCCCGCUUCCUCUCGGCGUGCCAGCGCUGAGGAGGGCUCCCCGGGCCAGAGACGGACAGAGGGGGGAGAAGGGUGACUGCUUUCCCUCCCCCUAUGAGCUCGGACCACAGAACCGCCAUGGCGUCCAACACGGACCGGGAGAUCAUCCUAACCGACUACCAGGACACCAGAAGCCACCUAACUCCUGAACCAAUGGGUAUUAAUCAGAAAAUAGACUUUUCGGACCCCAUGUCACAGCCAAACUUGGAUGAAAUAAAGGAUCAAAUCAAGCGCGAAAUCAGGAAAGAACUUAAAAUCAAAGAAGGUGCCGAAAACCUGCGGAAGGUUACUACAGAUAAAAAGAACUUGGCUUAUGUGGACAAUAUUUUGAAAAAGUCAAAUAAAAAGCUAGAAGAGUUACAUAAUAGUCUUCAGGAGCUAAAUGCACAUAUUGUUGUACGAGAAGCAGAGGAUCUUCCAGAUUGUCCCAAGACACCAGACACUCCGAAAAGUGACUCGGGCUCAUCAGCGCACAAUGGAAGGCUCAUGGCUUUGCAGAAGCAGUUAGACAUUGAGCUGAAAGUCAAACAGGGAGCAGAGAACAUGAUACAGACCUAUUCUAAUGGUCCCUCAAAAGAUAGGAAGCUGCUUGGAACUGCCCAACAAAUGCUACAAGACAGCAAAACAAAAAUAGAAGUAAUACGUAUGCAGAUUCUUCAGGCAAUGCAGCAAACCAAUGAAAUGUCCUUCGAUAAUGCAAAACCUGUGAUUAGUCCACUUGAGCUCCGAAUGGAAGAAUUGCGACACCACUUCAGGAUAGAAUUUGCCGUGGCUGAAGGUGCAAAAAAUGUAAUGAAGCUACUUGGCUCUGGGAAAGUUACAGACAGGAAAGCCCUAUUAGAAGCUCAGUCAAGAUUUAAUGAGUCUAGUCAGAAGCUGGACCUCUUGAAGUAUUCUUUAGAGCAAAGACUUAAUGAACUCCCGAAAAACCAUCCGAAAAGCAGUAUUAUCAUUGAAGAGCUGUCACUGGUGUCAUCUCCAACACUAAGCCCAAGGCAAAGCAUGAUCUCUACACAAAACCAGUACAGCACACUUUCCAAGCCAGCUGCUUUAACAGGUACCCUAGAAGUCCGACUAAUGGGAUGCCAGGAUAUUCUGGACAAUGUUCCCGGCAGGUCCAAAGCCACUACCGCCACCCUCCCAGGCUGGAGUCCAAGUGAAACCAGAUCAUCUUUCAUGAGCAGGACAAGUAAAAAUAAAAGUGUCAGCAGUCGGAAUCUCCUGAAGACAGAUGACUUUUCCAAUGAGGUCUGUGCUGUUCUGAAGCUGGACAAUACCGUAGUUGGGCAGACCAACUGGAAACCUAUUUCAAACCAGUCAUGGGACCAGAAGUUUACGUUGGAGCUAGACAGAUCCCGGGAAUUGGAGAUUUCGGUGUUCUGGAGAGAUUGGCGAUCUCUGUGUGCUGUGAAAUUUCUGAGGUUAGAAGAUUUCCUGGACAACCAGAGACAUGGCAUGUGUCUGUACCUGGAGCCACAGGGCACGCUCUUUGCAGAGGUAACCUUUUUCAAUCCUGUUAUUGAAAGAAGACCAAAACUCCAGAGACAAAAGAAGAUCUUCUCAAAGCAACAAGGAAAAACCUUCCUCAGAGCUCCACAGAUGAACAUUAACAUCGCCACAUGGGGACGACUAGUGAGAAGAGCAAUUCCCACAGUUAAUCACUCUGGCACUUACAGCCCUCAGGUUACUGGUCCUGCUGCAGUGGCGGUGGAGGAUCCACAGAAUCUGGAGUUAUCUCAGUCAGUGAGUGAGUCUCCUAUAGGCAAGUUGGACUUUGAAAUAGAACCAGAGGCACCUAGUGUUCCACCCCGGGCAUCUUCACUAGACCUUGAUCUCUAUCCGGCUUCAACAGACAUUAAAGCACCAAGCAUACCAGCUCAGGACCCUGGAACUAAUUAUGAAUAUUCAAAUAAUAGAAACAGUAUAGCUAUAAAACCAAUAAUCGAUCUAACAAGUGAAGGGGAAAUCACCGUGUCAGAUGUGGAAUAUAACUCUAUACAAGAGACCGAAGAAAGACGAGUGCAGCCACGGUUCCAGUUCAGCUUGCACGACUUCCGGUGUUGUGCAGUAUUAGGCAGAGGACAUUUUGGAAAGGUGCUGCUGGCAGAGUACAAGAACACUAAUGAAAUGUUUGCUAUCAAAGCCUUAAAAAAAGGAGAUAUUGUAUCUCGUGAUGAAGUUGACAGCCUAAUGUGUGAGAAACGCAUCUUUGAAACUGUGAAUAGUGUACGGCACCCGUUCUUGGUGAACCUGUUUGCUUGUUUCCAAACCAAAGAUCAUGUGUGCUUUGUGAUGGAAUAUGCGGCUGGAGGAGACCUAAUGAUGCACAUUCAUGCGGAUGUUUUCUCAGAACCAAGAGCUGUGUUUUAUGCAGCCUGUGUGGUUCUUGGCUUGCAGUAUCUACACGAGCACAAGAUUGUUUAUAGGGAUUUGAAGCUGGACAAUCUCUUGUUGGAUACAGAAGGAUUUGUAAAAAUUGCUGACUUUGGUCUUUGUAAAGAAGGAAUGGGAUUUGGCGAUAGAACUAGCACUUUCUGUGGCACCCCAGAAUUUCUGGCUCCAGAAGUCCUCACAGAAACCUCUUAUACCAGAGCAGUUGACUGGUGGGGGUUGGGAGUCCUCAUCUAUGAGAUGCUUGUUGGUGAGUCCCCAUUUCCUGGAGAUGAUGAAGAGGAAGUAUUUGACAGCAUAGUCAAUGAUGAAGUCAGAUAUCCGCGGUUCCUGUCCACAGAAGCCAUUUCUAUCAUGAGAAGACUAUUGAGGAGAAAUCCAGAGCGCCGCCUGGGAGCAGGUGAAAAGGACGCAGAAGAUGUAAAAAAGCACCCGUUCUUCAGACACAUAGACUGGCAAGCGUUGUUGGCAAAGAAGGUGAAGUCUCCAUUUGUACCCACAAUCAAAGGACGGGAAGAUGUAAGCAAUUUUGACGAUGAAUUUACCUCCGAAGCCCCCCUCCUCACCCCUCCCCGAGAACCGCGGUUACUGACAGAGGAGGAGCAGGAGACGUUCAGAGAUUUUGACUAUAUCGCAGAUUGGUGUUGAGAGCAAGGACACUGUGAAACUGGAGAGAACUGGCUGACAAGAUGACAAAAUAAAAAACAGACUCACCGCUUUGUGCCAUCUUCAGUUCCAGGAUUAUUUUAUUUUUUAAAUCACAUGAAGAUUCUUUUAAAA